AUGAAUCGUGCCCUGUUCGGAAGCUUGGUGGCCAUCUCGGCCACGGACAGCAGCACCCGUGGUGUCAGCAGUCGCGCAGGAUCCGGAGAACCGUUGGAGCCCAUUCUCGCGGGCCGCAACAGUUUGCCUCCUGCGCCACCGAUCUUCAAACCGAUCGUUCCCUCGAAGCAGAACGGAACCGUACUGACCCACCACAGUAACGGAGGCACCAUGACAAACGACCGCCCGGUCGAACUAUCGAAACGCACAGCGGAAGCACGGGAGGCGCUUAAAAAGGCACACAUUGUGUGUUUUGAUGUCGACUCCACCAUUAUCACCGAGGAAGGCAUCGACGAGCUGGCCCAGUUCUGUGGCAAGGGCAGCGAAGUGGCCGCGCUCACACGGGAAGCGAUGGGCGGCAGCAUGACGUUCCAGGAAGCGCUUAAACGCCGGCUAGACAUUAUCAAACCGUCACAGCGACAGAUUCGCGAAUUUCUUAAAAUGCACCCCUCGACGAUCUCGUCCGGUGUGAAGGAGCUGAUCGAGCAGCUGCGGCAAAACAACGCGAUCGUGUUCCUGGUUAGCGGAGGGUUCGAUUGUUUGAUCGAACCGGUGGCGGACGCGCUGCAGAUACCGCUGUGCAAUCUGUACGCCAACAAGCUGUACUUCAACUACAACGGAAGCUACGCUUCGUUCGAUGCGACGCAGGUUACGUCGCGAUCGGGUGGAAAGGGAGAAGCGAUCAAACUGAUCAAGGGUCAGGUGGCGGGCGGCAUGAGUGCCGGGGCGGACAAGAUCGUGGCGAUGAUCGGUGACGGGAUGACGGAUUUGGAAGCGUGUCCACCGGGAAACUUUUUCAUCGGAUACGGUGGCAAUGCCGUGCGGGAGGAGGUUCAAAAGCGGGCCACCUACUACGUGACCAACUUUGCCGAUCUCCUGUGGUGAUCCGGCGGAU
This is a messenger RNA of Anopheles cruzii, 934 nucleotides long. RefSeq names its product phosphoserine phosphatase (gene aay). Lineage: Eukaryota; Metazoa; Arthropoda; Insecta; Diptera; Culicidae. The record is from RefSeq and is a predicted model, not a curated record. The coding region runs from base 1 to 924 and encodes 307 amino acids. Gene Ontology annotation, cellular component: cytoplasm. Gene Ontology annotation, molecular function: L-phosphoserine phosphatase activity; magnesium ion binding. Gene Ontology annotation, biological process: L-serine biosynthetic process; dephosphorylation. The transcript is spliced from 3 exons.